Molecule: messenger RNA, 961 nt
Organism: Linum trigynum
Lineage: Eukaryota; Viridiplantae; Streptophyta; Magnoliopsida; Malpighiales; Linaceae
Source: the annotation of a GenBank genome assembly
AAAUCUCCCUCUGCCAUCUCAAUCUCCCUCUCUCCCGCAAAAAUCUCCCUCUGCCAUCGCAAUCUUCAUCGCAAUCUCCGAAAAUCACUCAUCUUCACCUCAAUCUCCCUCUGCCAACCAUCUUCCUCUCCCCAACAACAAAACCCCCAAUCCGUCGUCUUCUGCCCAAAUUUACCCAGCGCCGAUGCCUCCUCCGUCGUCAAGAGCACUUCUUCUACUGCCAUCCGCGAGAUGCACAACAGCGCUUGCUCUGGUUCAAGUGGCUCCUCGAAAAACCCCUUCAAAAAUUGGCAAUGGAAGAGGGAUUGGGGGCGGUGGUUGAGGGAACGCCGUAUUUUGAGGGCGGUAGUGGAUUUGGGACCCUAGAUUCUUUCUCAACGCCGCCAGAUCAUGAUUCUUCCUCGAUGCCUCAAAUCCAUGACAUAGACAGACAACAACGAAGGAGAAUUGAGCGCCAAACUACAGGAAAGGAGAAUCGAGCACCUCUUCUGCUUUCGACACCGCCAUGGGGGUCGACGGAUUCGAUUUCACAGACGGAUGUGGGAGAUGAGGUCGCCGAUGUGUUUGAUGAAAUUCCUUUUUUGUUUUUAUUUAUGUUCUUACGGGAUUGAUGGUAUAGAUGAUAUUGAAAUUGUACGUUUGUUUGGGUUUGGAAAGUUAUGGAGGGUUCUGGAACUUGAUAUUUCUGGGAAGAACAGAUCCGCGCAAAGAGAUGAAAGAAAAGGAAAGGGAAGAUACAAUGGGGAUAAAAAAGUAAUUAAAUAUUAAAUAAUAUUUACUUUAUAAUUUACAUUAAUUUUUUAUGAAAACACUUUAAAUAUUAAUUAAAAUGACACGUGUCAUAUACGUGUCCACCAAUGGUUGUGUUGUCGCUGACGUGGACGCUGAGUUGGCAGACAGAUUAGCGUUCCGUUAAUUUGACUAUCGGUGUCACUAACACCAUUAAAAUAUGUAACGGAAA